Molecule: messenger RNA, 1707 nt
Organism: Saccharomycodes ludwigii
Lineage: Eukaryota; Fungi; Ascomycota; Saccharomycetes; Saccharomycodales; Saccharomycodaceae
Product: MINDY family deubiquitinase
Exons: 1
Coding region: 1-1707 (568 amino acids)
Biological process (GO): protein K48-linked deubiquitination
Cellular component (GO): cytosol; cell periphery
Molecular function (GO): K48-linked deubiquitinase activity; cysteine-type deubiquitinase activity; cysteine-type carboxypeptidase activity
Source: RefSeq, a predicted model, not a curated record
AUGUCUUCUAAUUAUAAUAAUUUCCACGAAGAAGUUUAUAAUCAACAAAAUGGUAAUACUUAUGAAAAUAUUUACGGUCAAGACCUUAAUCAACAAGACAAUAAUGCCUAUAACAAUUUCAAUAACCAAGAUUAUAAUCAACAGAACUACAAUAAUUAUGAUAACAAUGUAGCAUCAGAAGGACAUAUUUUCGAUGAUAAUAAUGGAUAUACUACGAAUAACAAUAUUAAUAAUAAUUAUGGAUCUGCUAGGCAAGCAACAAGUAGUUACGUUCCAGACACCAGUAUAUUUUAUGAGACUCCAGUACAACCUACCCAGCAACAGAUACAAAAUACUAAUAACAAAUAUUAUGACAAUAAUAUCAACGGUUCUCAAAAUCAAAGCGUUAUUUAUAGUAACAAUGUCAGACUGAAUAGCGAUAAUAAUGAUCACAACAAUGCUACUGAUGUUUAUGUUCAAGCUCCUGAGGCUUAUAAUACCAAUAAUGGUAUUGUUAAUAAAACAGGUCAACAGAAACAAAACGGCAAUGCCCCUCAAUUUGCAAACGUGGCCAAUAUUUAUUUUCAGACAAAAGUUAUUUCCUUUGCAGGAUUUGCGCAUAGAAUUCUUCUACAAAAUGAAAAUGGUCCCUGUGCUUUAAUUGCAUUAACCAAUAUAUUAUUGUUGUCACCGUCUCAUAGAAAAGUUGCGUUUACUUUACUUGACUAUGUUAACAAACACGAUAUUAUCUCUUUACAAGCUUUAGUGACUGUAUUAGCCAACAUUGCAGUCAAUGCUGCUCCCCAGAAUGACGAUAUUACAGAAUUAUUAAACCUUUUGCCGCAGUUACAUUCAGGAUUAAGUGUAGAUCCAUGUUUUAAUGGUUCUUUCGAAAAUAGUAAAGAAUUGGCUAUUUUUAGAUUAUUCAACAUUCCAAUUUUGCAUGGCUGGUGUGUGGAUUAUCAAAAGAAUCAACAACAAGCUUUUAGUGUGGGCAACUAUUCCUAUGAAAGAGCACAGAAGAUGUUAGUUGAGGCUUAUGAAGUAAGAAAUGGACAAAUUCAAGUGUCUGAUAAUAAUAAACAACAGAUCUUUCAAAUUGAAGCUGAUUUAAAAUCUUUUUUAGCAAGAAGUGCUACACAAUUGACAGAUUAUGGUAUAAAUCAUAUAAAAGAGGUUUUACUUGAAGGUUCAUUUGCCAUUUUUUUCAGAAAUGACCAUUUUUCUACUAUUCAUAAGCAUGAUGGUAUUCUAUAUACUUUGAUUACUGAUUUGGGUUACAAAGAUAAGACACAGGUUAUCUGGCAAUCUCUAACUAGCGUUAACGGGGGGGAAGAUGAAUUUUAUAACACCAAUUAUUUACCUGUUGUAGGCCCAGAUGCUGAGAAAUCAAACAAUUUUAACCAGCAAACCAUGAAUAAUAAUGAUGGUAUUUCUGGUUCAACUGAGCAACUGAUGACUGAUGAAGAACUAGCUAGAAUCUUACAAGAACAAGAGGAUGAGAGGUAUGCUCAGGCUGUUAAAAAUAGUUAUAGGAGUUCGGCAAAUAGUCGUGGAAGAGAUGACCAAAGACAGACGCAAAAUAACUUUCAGAAUGGGAUGAAGAAGGAUAAAAAUUCUGGUGAUGCUGAUGAUGCUAUAUAUGGUAUGCCUGUUGCAAAUAGUAAUAAUAAAAAACAAAAUAGCAGUACUAAAUUGAAGAAAAAGUUAAAAUUUUGGAAAAAGUAA